Molecule: messenger RNA, 7202 nt
Organism: Phlebotomus papatasi
Lineage: Eukaryota; Metazoa; Arthropoda; Insecta; Diptera; Psychodidae
Product: G-protein coupled receptor dmsr-1
Exons: 8
Coding region: 1003-2352 (449 amino acids)
Biological process (GO): G protein-coupled receptor signaling pathway
Cellular component (GO): membrane
Molecular function (GO): G protein-coupled peptide receptor activity
Source: RefSeq, a predicted model, not a curated record
AAGGGAGUACAUCCUGCUUAUCAAACCAACAAGUCAAUUUUCACCCUUCAUCACUGCGUUAUACCGGAAUGAUGGUCAGAUGGUUUUCCACGAAAGGCGUCCCCAUUGAUAAAAGCGGAAUGUGAAUGUGUGCGUGAUUUUGGGGGGAAAAUGUGCGAGGAAAAUGUUCGUUGAGUUUCGUUGAAUUUUCCUGCGGAGUCUGCCAAAGAGAAGGCAUUUCUCUGGCUGCCAGCAUUUUCCUCAUUGCACUCCAACGUUCCACAUCAGUCGCAACGGGAACGUUGGCCAGAAGGGAAGUCACCUUCCCACUAGCUGAAGCUCUUUACUGUCUUGUCUCAUCAACCAGUGGCUCAAGUACUUUUCUGUGCGCAAAAUAUAGAUUACAUUUCCACCCACCAAACAGAAUAAAUAUUUAACCGGACUCAAUGUACACAUAGUUCAUCGAUUUCUCAGAAUAUUUGUGCUUCUGAUUCGCAUGUUUGGAGAAAAAAGAACAAUUAAAUAAAAAAAAUAGUAAGCGUUUUUUUGAAAAUGUGCUAUGUUAGUUUGAAAUUGUUUACAGCUUGAUCAUGUAGCAGAAUAACUGAAGAAUUCUUCAUCGAAACUUUCUAAUUUAUUGCCACAAAAAUGCUAACAUCAGAGAAAUUCUCUGACAUUGCAAAUCCAUUCAACAGGUCUCAUAAGACUUUAGUGCUUCGAAUGUGAAGGAAACGAAGAUAUAUAGAACUCUAAAUUGAUAUAGAGUUUCAUUUGAGAAAAAUUGUGUCAGUGUUCUAUCGUGGUAAAAUAAAAAUUGUGUUAAGAGACCAAAAGGAGGAAGGACAAGAUUCAAAGAAUCUAAAGGAACUUCAGCACCUUUCUCUAAAGAGAUUCUCCAUCAAAAGAAAUCCACUACGGGACAAACGUACAUUCACUGGAAUUUGCUGUAGUUCAACUACAUAAAACUUUUCUCCUUGACCAUCAAGAGACGCAAUUUUUGAUGAGUAACACUAAAAUGUCAGAAUGACCAGUGGUAUAAAUAUUACGGAAUUGAUCCAACAGCAUGUUAGUAAAUUUACGGGAGACACAAUGAUGCAUCCGGAGAAUGCAGAAACUCCUUUGGCUCUCCACCAGAAUCUCUCCAAAUACCUCAAUGCUUCCAAUCACAUUCUCUCAGACUACAAUAUCACUGAAGACCAUGUGAAUGAGUUUGUGCGUCUCCUGGGAGAAAUAGGGGCUCAAAGGGACUGCUCCAGCUACUGCGCGGGUACUCUGAGGAAUAUCUUCACGGGUUACAGGUCGUUUCACGGGUACAUCUCUCUUGUGAUCUGUAUCUUUGGCACAAUUGCGAAUAUUCUGAAUAUUAUCGUACUGACGCGGAAGGAGAUGUGUAAAGCGCCCAUUAACAUCAUCCUGAAAUGGUUGGCGGUCACCGAUAUGAUAGUCAUGAUUGAGUAUAUUCCUUUUUCCACCUACAUGUACCUCAUAUUCCCAGGAAAGCGAGAAUUUAAGUACUCCUGGGCUGUUUAUCUACUCUUUCAUAUGCACUUAUCACAAAUUCUCCACACAAUUUCCAUCUCAUUGACUGUCACACUUGCAAUUUGGCGAUAUAUUGCCAUCAAGUAUUCUCUAAUGUAUUUCAGGCAUCCUCAUGGAUCCUUCGCCGCUUGUGUAUUAUCACAUUGCAACGAGGCAAUUCUCAUAUCCUUUAUCCUUCCGCCAAUUCUCUGCUUCCCCACGUACUUUGUCUUCCGCAUCAACGAGAAGACCAUCGAGGAGAACAACAAGAAUGUGCUACUCUACCAUUUGGAUGCUAAAGAGGAUACUGCUCUCUAUCGGUUCAAUUUCUGGAUGCACUCUAUUCUCAUCAAGCUGCUACCCUGUGUAAUUCUCACUGUGAUCAGUUUUGUAUUGAUCCGGGUGCUCUAUAAGGCAGCCAAGAGAAAAGUUAAACUUAAGGGCUACACCAAUCCUAUAAAUUCCAACGCAGCUACUGCACUCAAUGGCACAAAGACUUUCUGUUUUCUUCUCCAAUAUUUUAUAAUUUGCAGACCUCCUCGGUCAGAUCGUAGAACAGACCGAACGACAAUGUUGCUGGUGGCUGUGCUGCUCCUCUUCCUCAUAACGGAGUUCCCUCAAGGAAUUCUGGGCCUUCUGAGUGGCAUCCUACAAAAGUGCUUUCUCACGCGCUGCUACACACUCUUCGGCGAGAUGAUGGAUCUCCUAGCCCUAAUCAAUGCUGCCGUAGGUUUUGUCCUCUACGGCCUCAUGUCCAAGCAAUUCCGCACAAGCUUCAAAGCUGUCUUCUUCAAGCAUCCUCCCCAUGGGGUUGAGAUGACCAAAGUCACCGGAUUAACGACAACGUGCGUCUGACUAGAGAGAAUCUUUCGUCCCUGCUGCGUGGCUCCUAGUAGUGAUCGUGUCCAGGAUAAAUCCCUUGUUUGACAAUCACCCUGCCUCGCCAGCAGGCUCAUCCGAAAGAAUUAUCCGUGAUAACUCUUCCUAAAUUACCAAAUCUAUUUUGCAGCGUUAAAAAAAAUAUGAGAGAAUUUCCUGGCGAUAACAACGAAAUGAGCUUAAUUGAACCUGUCUAGCUCCUGGAGCAACAUCACAAAGUAGGAUUACUCUUCAGAAUUUUAAUGGAUAACUUAUUAAGCAGAUAGGAAUUAAAUAAAUUGCUACAGAGAUAGAGAGUUUAAUUGUAUAAAGCGAUUUCGUGCUGUAAGGUAUUUCUCGCAAAGUAUUUCAGCAAAGAAAAUACAAAGUGGGAAUUUAAAGAAUUUUCUUUCACCAGAACCAUAGAGUUAUUAAUACUGGCUGUGAAAUACCGAUUUGAGAGGCAUUACAUUACUCUUAUAUUGACUUUUUGGUAGCAAGAUAGAUCUAAAUGUGAAUAUUAUUUAAAGUUAGACGAACUUGCUUAUUUUUAUCACAUUUACUGAAGAAUAAAAAUGAUAUUUUGCUUUGUUACUAAAACUCAACAAAUUAGGGAUUUAUAGCCACGCCCCUUUCAGCAAUUUUGGCCAGGUGAAAUUGAAAACUUUGUCAUUUAAAAAAUUUAAUAAAUUUAAAUUGAUUGUUUAGAUUUAUUGAAUUUGUAUUUGAUACACUUUGAAUAAACAUCUAUAACAAUUCCAUUAGUAAAUGAGUAUGGAGCGCUGAUAAUUCAAUGAUUUAAGCCACGCCCGUAGAUAAUGAACAAUAAUCAUGUGAUAUAAAAUACAAAUACGGAAAAUUCUAAACAAAACGAAAUUUUGUUACUUAUUCAGUUUAUUUGUAUUUAAGCUAUAAAUGUUAUCAUCUAUUUUCAAUAGUGUUAAAAGAACUGGAAAAAGCUUAAGCUUAACUAAUAUUCUGCAAUGAAAAUCCUUAAAAUCGGUCAGUGAGAUAAGUGUGUAAUCUCAAAUAUAAGGUUAAAUAAAUAUAAUUAUUGACUGCUCCCACAAGGGGAGCUUGAUUCUCUUACUAAAAUUCUAACUAAUUCUCUAUUUACACAAAAUAUCGUUAAUUUACGGAGACUCAAACACAAUUUCGAAUUUUUAAACUAAAAUUUUCGCAAAAAAUGAAAGAAAUUUAUGAAGUAUCGUGUAAAAAAAACUGGUAAAAGAGUUACUCAGUAAUUAUGAAAGGAAUUAAUAAUGCUACAGGAAAGGUCUUCUAGGACAGCCAGGGGCCUCUUCACAUUUCAUUUUUCUAUACGUUUUUGCAUAGGGGCACUGAAGACUAUUGGAAAGUUUUUUCCUAAAGAGAAUUGACUUAUCAGUCUGAUAUAUUUCGAAAUCGUGCAUUAAAAGCUAUCUAAAAAUACAUAUAUAUUUCAUAAUGCUCGCCGAAAUAAUACAAGAACUACGAGCAAAUUUGUUUAAGUCACGAUGCAAUGGCUGCAAAAUUUUUACAAGGAGAAGUGAAAAAUAGCUUCACUUUUUAUUAGGUUUGAUGGGCCCCUGAGGACAGCAUCAAAAUUAAAGAAAAUAUACAAAAAUUUGACUUUUUUAAUUUGUGCUUAAAGGCCGAAAAAAGGACAAUGGGAAAAACAGUCUAACCUUUCGUCACGGUUCAGCGGGUACAGCUACAUGAAAACAGUAGCGUUUUCAGGAUAUUUUUGCUGUGUCCAUCAGCUGAUCGGUCCGCAGUUCCCGAACAAAAAUUCUAACGAUAAAUAUAUAGAAGUGAAACUGCCCCAACUGCCCCGGGAGUAUCAUAUUAAGGUCAGAAAUAUUCAGCUAAUAUUUCAGCUGAAUUGAAAUCGGUUAGCAUUUGAUGCUCGCUUGGGAAUGAAAUCUAUACCAUCGAAAAGUUUUCAGCCAAAGGUAACAACUGUUGUUCCGGGACCAACCCCAAUACCACUGGACCACUAGUAGGAAAACCACUAGAGCAUGCUUAAAAAAUACCGAUGGUUUCCCAUCAGACGAGAAAAGUUUUCAUUUUAUUGCUCUGUAAGGGCCUUGACAGACCUGAGGAUUAACCGAGAGACGACUUAGCGUAAUUAUAUUAGAAAUAAUGAUUAAACUACAUUUCCAUCAUUUUCGACUAAGUCGUCUCUCGGCUUAAGUCGUAAGUGUGUCUAGGGCAUAAUGCUCGAUGGCUUUUAAAACACGAUUAGUUUGUAUAAGAGCUACCAAACGAAGUAAUCAGGGAUAAAGUCUAAAACUAUUUCUUUAAGGCAAAAAACAAACGAGCAGUAAAAAAUUCAAAAUGGGCAGUAAAAAAUUCAAAAUGAGCAGUAAAAUAUCUAAUUAUGGUCAGUAAAAAACUGAAAUCUUUACAAAAAUGGGUCUAAUUUAUAUAUUUAACAUUUAAAAUUGUUGCAGAUAGAAUGAAAAGCCCUUUAUUUUCCCUUUGCCAAAAUUUGGACGAUAAUAUCACUCUUUCAAUUUUUUUGUUACUGCUCAAUUUUAACUUUUUACUGCUCAUUUAUACAAUGCCUUUCUUUAAAGCAUCCAGAACAAGUUCCUUAAAAUUAUGUAUAAAAAACCGCGAGAUUAUUCAACAUACCGCUUGCACAAACUGGCAAAUGUUCAAAUGAUCGACUCCUUCCUCGAUAAACUUCAAUUGAAAUUUAUCGAGAACUGCCGCUUAUCACCUCACACAGAGAUCCAACAGCUAAACUAGUGUUAGCAAGUUUAAAUUCAGUUAAUAUCAGCGUUUAAAAGCUCUAUUCUAAUAUUGCUAAUCUGUCAAAUAUCAUUCAUUAAGUAAAAGUCACCUAAAUCUACUUUAUAUAUUCUUCUACUCUAAACCUCUGUUUAAUACUUAUAAUAUACUCUGAAUUAAAGAUGUAGCAAUUAAAUCAAAAUUGGAACACUUACUUAAAUUGUAUAUACCUGUACUUUUAAUGGAAUAAAUAUAAAUUAAAUUAAAUUAUUUCUUUAAAGCUGAAGUCAUUAAACUGAAUUUCAUUAAUAUCGGUAGAGCCGUUUUCGAGAAUUUAUUUUUCAAAGUAGUAGAUUUUGUUAAGGAUAUCGUUAAUUUGCCAAGGUAUGACAGUGCUUUUUGACUUGGGUCUUGGCCAUUUUUAAAUCAUAUACGAAUACUUGCAAAAUGGGCCUAGUCUCAUCUUUGGAGAAGGAUUAGGCUAGCUCCCAUACAUUGUCCCAGGGGGCUGACAUUAGUUCUGAAAAAUGCGACCAGUUUUAGUGUCAAUUUUUUCCUGUUUUCGUACACAUUUCACGAGAUAUCUCCAAAACUACGUAGGUUGCCUAUUUGGGGUUUACGGUUAUCUUUUCGUUAUUAAAUUGGAUUUUAUUGUGUAUUAGUAUUAUUUACUAAUUCAUUCUACAAUGACAGAAAACAGCUAAUAAACUCAAAAGUUCUUUCGGCACGCUAAAAACAUAUGGGAAACAUAGGAAACGGCAUGCCCCUGCAUUGUCCCAUUUUCCUUUUACACUUUAAAAUUAGAGAUGUUUUGUCAAAGAAUACAUAUUCAAUCUUUAAAGACAAAUUUGAAGAUUUAACUGGAUUUUACGCUUAAAUAUUUAUCCUAGAACUAAGGAGCAAGUUCAAUUUUUCACUUCACUUUUUAGUUUAUCAACUACUAUUUGAAAGGAGACUGCUUUUUUUACUUUUGUUAAAUUUCUAAGUAGGGGAAACUGGGACACCGCCGAAAAUGGGGUAGCACCGAACACUGAUUUUAUUUGCUAAACUACUUGGGAUGUAACGAUCAUUGCUUCAGUGGACAAGCAUCACUAUAUUAUCUAUGAAUUCAUACAGAUCUUGUCCUCUGAAGUCUAUCUAAUUAAAAAAUCGCAGUGUUCAGUGCAACCCCGUGUUCAGUGGUGCCCUAGUUUCCCCUAUUUUUAUUUAUUUAAUAUAUCUAAUGUCUGAGAUUUCGAUUAUUUAUUAAUUUUAAAAUAGCCAAUCGUAAUAUUUUCUUGCUGGUUAUUUUCAUCCAGAACUCGGAAUAAGCCCACACUUUCACUCUGUUACUAAUCAAUUCUAAAGAGGGCGUGGCCUAAAUUUCAGCCGUAGAGUAAAAUGUGAAGGUUUCUCAGAAGAUUUGAAUUGUAGUAUUGUUAUAUUGAGUUUGUUAAAAUGUGAUAUAGGCGAUACAGUCCAUAUAGUCCUCAAAUUGAGAGUAACUAAAUUAUUCUAAGGCGGACUUACUAGAACUGUCUACUUCUAAGCAUAAUAUAGAACAUAAAAAUUAAAUUUUAUAAAAAAAAAAAUUGUAUUCAAAUUGAUAAUUUUGAUAUUUAGACUUAAACGCAAUGAAUUUAGCUUCAAUAUAGUAAUCCGUUUUAUUAACAACAAAUACUUGCUACCAAAGAUUCAUACUUAUGCAACGAUACUUACCUCUCCAGCAAUUAAAGUUCUAUGGAUAAACAAAUAAUUAAGGAGUGUGAAAACGAAUGUUCCACUGUUUUAGAGUGUGAAGGAAUUCUGUGAAGGAAGCUCUGCAAAUUCCCCCACAAAACCCAUUUUAGAUUUUAAAUGAAAAGAAGCUCUAGAGAGCCGAAUGAGAAAUUCAAUUAUAAAUUUGUAAUAUAAGCCCAAUGAAUUUGUAUUGAUGCAGUAACUUAUAAAUAGAAUAGUGAAUGUUUUGUAAAUAUUUCCUUCUCUCAUGUAGGUCAUUAAGGACCAAAGAAAAACACCAUAAAAAAAGCUAGAUAUAUCACCUCAUUGUACAUUUCUCUGUGAGCCCACUGAAAUGCACAUUGUCGUGACAAUAGCAAAUUAGUUUAAGGAAUGUUUAUUUAUAAAUAAAUAUAACAAUUGCUAAUUUA